This is a messenger RNA of Didymodactylos carnosus, 936 nucleotides long. Lineage: Eukaryota; Metazoa; Rotifera; Eurotatoria; Philodinida; Philodinidae. The record is from the annotation of a GenBank genome assembly.
AUGGCCGGUGCAGGAAAUUGUCGUGGUAUAAUCCCUUUAGGUAAUACUGGCGUAGGGAAGAGUUAUCUAAUGAAUAUGCUGAUUGGUCAAGAAAUAUUUAAGUCAGGAGCGCAGGCGGACUCGGUGACCGCUGAAUCAAAAUACUAUGAAGUGUGCCCACCCUCAGGGUCGGAUCGUUGGCGUAUGUACGAUGUGUCGGGCUUAGUGGAGCUGGAUCAAACGAAAAUCGAUCGUAAUAUAAAGGAAAUCCGGAAAGCGUUCAACGAGACACCAAUCUCGUUGGUGAUGUUUGUGUGGACGGGAGCGGUGGGUGGACGUCCAUUGGCAACCGAUGUAUUAGCGUUUAAAUAUCUUUACGUAGCGUACGAGUUUCCGUAUUCAUCGAUCAUACAUGUAAUAAACAAACCACCAAAGGUCGUAGACAGAAAUGAAUACUUAGAAAGAUUCGUUGAAUUGGUGUCACAAGGUGUUGCAGCGUUGGUGCAAGGGUGCAGUAACGUAAAAAUAAGUUUGGCAAUGAAAGAUUUUAUGAUUAUUGACGAAAUGAAUGAAGGUGAUGAAGAAGAAAAAAAGGAAAUGCGUAAAAAACUCUUUAAGUUCAUAAACGACCAUUGUAUGUUGAAGCAAGAAGAAAAAAAGCCGUUACAGUUAAGUGUGAGUGAUGUGGGAUCAGGAAUAGGUAGAGUGGAAAGUGCGAAUAAAGGUGGUAGCACUCCUGGUUUUUGGAAAGGUUUAUGGAAAGGUGUAAUGGAAGCGGCGAAUAAAGUUGUUGAUGGUGUUAUUAAUGUAUUUCAAGGUCUUGCGUCUUUAAUAGGAUAUGUUGUUGUUAUAACUGGGGCUGGUAUUGAACUUGUUAGUGUUGCUACUGUAAGUCCUGUUCUAUUGAUUGGGAAUAUGAUAGCGGGUGGUAUUGAGGGUGUAUUUUCAUCUAAAUAA